Messenger RNA from Populus nigra (black poplar), 1573 nucleotides. Its product is annotated as cyclin-D3-3-like. Gene Ontology annotation, cellular component: nucleus; cyclin-dependent protein kinase holoenzyme complex; cytoplasm. The record is from RefSeq and is a predicted model, not a curated record. Gene Ontology annotation, biological process: regulation of cyclin-dependent protein serine/threonine kinase activity; mitotic cell cycle phase transition. Gene Ontology annotation, molecular function: cyclin-dependent protein serine/threonine kinase regulator activity. Bases 156 to 1271 code for a protein of 371 amino acids. The transcript is spliced from 4 exons. NCBI's taxonomy places the organism in Eukaryota, Viridiplantae, Streptophyta, Magnoliopsida, Malpighiales, Salicaceae.
UCUAUUUGUCUCUCUCCAUCACAGUAGGGCCUCAUAGAGAGAGAAAGAUAUGCAAUAUAUGCAAAGAGAAGCUUGAGAGAUUUUUAUCUCCCUUUUUCAUUUUUGAUGGUGUUCUAUAAUGAGAAGAGGAUUAAAUCUCUUCUUCUCUGAAGAAGAUGUCUUUCUUUCAACAGCAAGAGACUCAUAAUCAAAGCCCAGCAUUGGCUCUUGACGGGCUUUAUUGUGAAGAGGAUGGAUUUGGAGAGGAUUAUUCUUGUGGUUUGGAUGAUGAAGCUAGCCAGGUUUAUGAACAAAAUGUGAAAAAGGAGCAAAAUUUAUCUUCUGUUUUGCUUGAGCAAGACUUGUUUUGGGAAGAUAACGAGUUACUGUCUUUAAUCUCCAAAGAGAAAGAGACCCAUGUUGUUUUUGAUAGUGUAGGAUCUAGAGAUGGAUCUUUAAUGGUGGUUCGUAGAGAGGCAGUUGAGUGGUUUUUGAGGGUAAAGGCACAUUAUGGGUUCAGUGCUUUGACUGGUGUUCUUGCUGUGAACUACUUUGAUAGGUUCAUUUCAAGUUCAAGGUUUCGAACAGAUAAGCCAUGGAUGGGUCAACUUGCUGCUGUGGCUUGUUUGUCUCUGGCUGCUAAAGUGGAGGAAACCCAAGUGCCACUUCUUUUAGACUUGCAAGUGGAGGAUGCAAAGUACGUUUUUGAAGCCAAGACCAUAAAGAGAAUGGAGCUGUGGGUGCUGUCAACUCUUCAUUGGAGGAUGAAUCCUGUAACCUCAAUUUCUUUCUUUGAUCACAUUAUAAGGAGACUUGGAUUAAAGACCCACAUGCAUUGGGAGUUUUUAUGGAGGUGUGAGCGUUUGCUUCUUUCUGUCAUUUCUGAUUCAAGGUUCAUGAGUUAUCUUCCUUCUAUAUUAGCUACUGCGACAAUGUUGCAUGUUAUCAAGGAGGUUGAGCCACGUAAUCAACUGCAAUACCAAACUCAGCUCAUGGCUGUGCUAAAAACCAAUGAGGAUGAAGUGAAUGAGUGUUACAAGCUCAUUUUAGAGCAACCAGGCAGCCAAAACCAACGCCACAAGCGCAAGUACCUGUCCACACCCAGCAGCCCAAAUGGUGUCAUUGAUGCAUCUUUCAGCUCUGACAGCUCAAAUGAUUCGUGGGCUGUGGCAUCAUCAAUCUCAUCAUCAUCAUCAGUGCCUCAAUUCAAAAGAAGCAGAGCCCAGGUUCAGCAGAUGCGAUUGCCUUCACUAAAUCGAAUGUGCGUGGAUGUGCUUAGCAGUCCUCAUUAGUCUUUCCCUGUCUUAAUGCCUCGAGCUAUCAUAAUCUUCCUGUUUUGCGUAUUAGUUGUUGUAUGUGUAAGAGGUACAGACGUUUUAUGUUGCAUGAAUUAGACAUUUCCGGCCAAAUCUUGAAACUGACCCAUUCUUGGAUGAGAAAUGAGGUAUCUGCUCUGCUCUCUCUUUGUUCGAGAGAGGAAUGAAGAGAUUGUGGUGUUUUUCCAAUAGGUAUGAACAGGAUGUCUGUAUUUCAACCGUUGCUCUAUUAAAUGUUAUAUGAUUCACUAGAAUAAACCCAAAAGAUUAUCCUGUUA